Molecule: messenger RNA, 4260 nt
Organism: Penicillium chermesinum
Lineage: Eukaryota; Fungi; Ascomycota; Eurotiomycetes; Eurotiales; Aspergillaceae
Product: DNA-directed DNA polymerase alpha catalytic subunit POL1
Exons: 8
Coding region: 1-4260 (1419 amino acids)
Biological process (GO): DNA replication; lagging strand elongation; mitotic DNA replication initiation
Cellular component (GO): alpha DNA polymerase:primase complex
Molecular function (GO): single-stranded DNA binding; pyrimidine nucleotide binding; chromatin binding
Source: RefSeq, a predicted model, not a curated record
AUGCCCACUGCGAAGGAAAGGCUAGCAGAGCUACGGGCCCUUCGAGCCUCGGGCAAGAAACGUCUUUCCACUUACGAAGUCGAGGAACAGGGCGAUAUCUACGAAGAGGUCGAUGACGACGGCUACAAGAAGAUUAUCCGCGACCGAUUAGACGAGGACGAUUUUGUCGUCGACGACAACGGUGCCGGCUAUGCAGAUGACGGUCGAGAACGACGAGCUGCCGGCACGGGCAAGGUUGCUAAGCGGAAGCGAGAAGAAGAGAAGCAGCGCAAGGAAAAGAUGAAUAAUGGCAUAUCCAAGUACUUCAACAGUGGAAAUGCUUCGACGGCCGCACCAAAACCCAAACCAGUUGCAACUGCCGAAGAUGAUGCCUUCAUGGCAGACCUCCUUGGAGAGGUCGACACCAACGUCGUCUCUAACCAUGUCCCGACACGAAACAUAGUCAAGUCCGAAGCCCGCCGAAAAGUUCGCGUCCUCUCGCCUCCCCUGUCCGAGAAACGACGCCGCGAGAAGGCCGAAGAGGCCGCUGGAAGUGAGGUGCCAAGCUCUCCGGUUAAAAGCGACCUACCCCUCCCAUCCGAUGAUCUCGACGACGGGCCACUCCCUGGAGCCGACGAUGACGAUGUCGACAUGGGCGACCCCAUGCCUUCUUCUCCUAUCAGCAAGGCCGUGGAGCGCAAGACAAAUAUCAUACCAGUCAAGGCUGAAGAGCCGGAUGAGGAUGAUAUCGACAUGAUGGAUGUUGCUGAAGCUACUGGAAACUCAGACAUUAAAACGACCAAUAUCAAUAUGGCUGGCAGCCGGCCUCCACCGAAGAUCAAGAAGGAGGUUCUCCCCACACCAGCCAGCUCUUCUCCUGUCAAGAUGGCGCCAGAAGUCAUGGACGCCUCUUGGAACAAUCUCCGCCCUCAAGACGUCGUCGAAGAGGAUGGCAGUCUACGCAUGUUCUGGCUAGACUACACCGAGGUCAACGGGAGUCUAUGCUUGUUUGGAAAGGUCAAGAACAAGCAAACGGGAUCCUAUGCAAGUGCAUUUGUCAAGGUCGACAAUAUACUUCGAAAGCUUUACUUCCUGCCCCGUGAAUAUCGAACCAAAGGCGGCAGGGUGACCGAAGACGAAGUCGAAAUGAGCGAUGUCUAUGAAGAGGUCGAUGGCAUCAUGUCACGCAUGAAGGUCGGGAUGCACAAAAUCAAGCCUUGCACUCGGAAAUAUGCUUUCGAGCUGCCUGGCGUUCCUAAGGAGGCGGAGUAUCUGAAGCUCCUCUACCCUUAUGACAAACCUGCCAUUCCCAUGGAAACUAAGGGAGAACUUUCUCGCAUGUUUUCGUUUGUCCUAUGGAAGAACAUCAUGGGCCCUUGCUGGCUCAAAAUCGACGAUGCUGACUUCUCUGCCGUGAACAAUGCCUCUUGGUGCAAGUUCGAAUGUCAGACCUCCAAGCCAGCGUCGAUUACUCCUUUUGAUGACUCCGAGUCGGAAACGCCCCCCUUGACUCUCAUGAGUCUGUCUUUCCGCACCCAACUCAAUGUGAAAGAGAACAAGCAGGAGAUUCUUGUGGCUAGCGCCCGAGUCUAUGAGAAUGUGUCUUCUACAGAUACCACUCCCCCAGAGAAGCUGCCUUGCAAGACAUUUACUGUGAUGCGUCCAUCUGGCUCUUCCUAUCCACUGCACUUCGAAGCCGAGGCCCAAAAGCAGCGUGGGACAGUCAUGCUGGAGAAGAGUGAACAAUUCCUUCUCAGCAAAUUCUUGGCAAUGUUCGAGAAAAUGGAUCCCGAUGUUAUCAUGGGUCAUCAGCUUCAGGACGUUGACCUAGGAAUUCUAUUCUCUCGAUUACGAGAGAAGAAGACACCCGGCUGGCAUCGUCUCGGCCGUCUCAAGCGUGGUGACUGGCCCAAGAACUUCAACAAAGGUGGCGGUUUCUUUGCCGAGAGACAGCUCAUUGCGGGAAGAUUGAUGUGUGAUAUUGCCAAUGAUAUGGGCAAGUCUCUCAUGAUGAAGUGUCAAUCUUGGACUUUGACUGAGAUGUGCCAGCUCUAUCUCGGCGAGGGCAACACACGUCAAGAUAUCGAUGUCGAGGCUGCUCUAAAAACAUGGGCGUCGACCAAGGAUGGUCUGAUGAACUUUGUCAAUCACUGCGACACCGAUACCUAUUUUAUCGCUGCUCUUGUGCUCCGUCUGCAGAUGUUGUCACUCACUAAGGUUCUGACGAAUAUCGCUGGUAAUUCAUGGGCGCGUACACUCAGCGGUACCCGUGCGGAGCGAAACGAGUACAUUCUUCUUCACGAAUUCCACCGGAACAAGUACAUUUGCCCCGACAAGUAUUCUUCCCGAUUGCAGAAAGCCGAGGAAAGGAUGAUGGAAGGAGAUGAUGAGGAAGCAGGCGAUAAGAAAAAGAAGGACAAGUACAAGGGUGGUCUUGUCUUCGAGCCCGAGAAGGGCUUGUAUGAUCGAUUCAUCCUUGUCAUGGACUUCAACAGUCUGUAUCCUAGUAUCAUCCAGGAGUUCAACAUUUGUUUCACCACUGUGGACCGAACCGCUUCGGCUGAAAACGAAAACGAAGAGAAGGUCCCUGAGGUCCCCUCUUCGGAUCAAGACCAGGGAAUUCUACCAAAGCUGAUUGCAACCCUGGUCGGUCGGCGACGCGAGGUGAAGAAGCUGAUGAAGGACAAGCGCGCUACUCCAGAGCAGCUCGCCUUGUGGGACACAAAACAACUUGCCUUCAAGCUGACUGCCAACUCCAUGUACGGUUGUUUGGGAUACACCCAGAGUCGAUUCUAUGCUCGGCCUCUGGCCAUGCUUACUACCUUCAAGGGUCGUGAGAUUUUGAGGAGCACGAAAGACCUGGCCGAAAGCAAGCAGCUUCGCGUUAUCUAUGGUGAUACUGAUUCAGUCAUGAUCAACACCAACGUAGAUACCAUCACCGAUGCGCUCAAGGUUGGUGAGGAGUUCAAGCGGCUGGUCAACGAACAAUACAGGCUCCUGGAGAUUGAUAUUGAUAAUGUCUUCCGCCGACUCUUGCUGCAUGCAAAGAAGAAGUACGCCGCUAUCAAUCUCACUGAAGUCGAUGGCAAGUACGUGGAGAAACUUGAGGUCAAGGGUCUGGACAUGAAGAGACGAGAGUACUGCGCACUUUCUAAGGAAGUGUCUUCGAGGCUUCUCAACGAAAUAUUGUCAGGCGAAGACCAAGAGGUGGUGCUCAACAAGGUUCACGAGUACCUGCGAGAACUCGCGGAGAAAAUGAAGGAAUACGCUAUUCCAAACCAAAAAUACGUCAUUUAUACGAAACUUUCCAAACGACCACAAGAAUAUCCCAACAAGGAGAGCAUGCCCCCGGCACAAGUCGCUCUCCGGGAAAUUGCUCGGGGCAAAAACAUUCGGCCAAACGACGUUAUUUCCUACAUUGUGACCACAGGGGACGCCGAAACCUCGUCUCUUCCGCCGGCCAAGCGGUCUUACACCCCGCAGGAUGUCUUGAAGCCCAAUUCCGAGCUUAAACCCGAUGUGGAGUUUUACUUGUUGAAGCAAAUCUUCCCUCCUAUUGAACGUCUCUGCGCGCCUAUCCCUGGAACGGAUGCUGUCCGCUUGGCUGAAUGCCUGGGUCUCGACACUCGCAAGUACCAGAUCAACACAUCCAGCUCAAGCAACAACCAGAAUGCGGAGAUUUUCCCCCUCGAGUCCCAAAUCCCUGACGCUGUCCGCUUCGCCAACUCCGCACGGCUAUCUCUCAAAUGCCGCUUCUGCAAGGAACAAUCAGUCUUCGAAGGCUUAGCAGAGUCCCCACAUAUGUGCUCGCCGCAUGGCAUCAUCUGCGCCAACGAAAGCUGUCAAAAGCCAUUCUCGGUCAUCUCCAUCGUCGCACAGCUGGAGAACCAAAUCCGCGAGCAAACAGCAAGAUACUACGAAGGCUGGCUCGUCUGCGACGACUCCGCCUGUGGCAAUCGCACCCGGCAAAUCAGUGUAUAUGGACACCGAUGCCUGGGCCCUCGAGGCCGCGCGGAAGGCUGUCUCGGGCGCAUGUCGUACGAGUACUCUGAGAAGCAGAUGUACAACCAGCUGUUGUAUUUCGCUGGUCUGUGGGACGUGGACAAGGCCAAGGCGGCUAUUAGCAAGGAGGCUGGGGAAAAGAAAGAUAGUCUUGCUGCCCUGGCUGAGUUCAACCGCGUGCGGUUCGGAACGGUGAAGUCGGUGGUCGAUAGCUACCUGAAGAAGUGUGGUCGGCAAUGGGUUGAGAUGGAUUCUUUGUUCCGCUUUAUGUUACAAUAA